Betta splendens (Siamese fighting fish) is the source of this 758-nucleotide messenger RNA. RefSeq names its product retinol binding protein 4, like (gene rbp4l). The transcript has 5 exons. Bases 121 to 711 code for a protein of 196 amino acids. Gene Ontology annotation, molecular function: retinoid binding; retinol transmembrane transporter activity. The record is from RefSeq and is a predicted model, not a curated record. NCBI's taxonomy places the organism in Eukaryota, Metazoa, Chordata, Actinopteri, Anabantiformes, Osphronemidae.
AAAUCAGCCAUAAGCUUGUCUGUGGAGUGUGUAUAUAAAGGCAACCUCUGACACAGGAGCCAACCUGGUGCAAACACAAGCAGUAGUUUUAUCACUGUGACUACUUUGACACGAAACAGAAUGGGAUCCGUGAAGCUGGUUCUGCUGCUGGUUCUGGUGGCGAGCGUCGAGCGCUGCCUGUCCACCUCCUGCGUGGUCGACAGCUUCUCGGUAAAGCAGGACUUCGACCCCAAGCGGUACGCGGGGAAGUGGUACGCGCUGCAGAAGAAGGAUCCGGAGGGUCUGUUCCUGCAGGACAACAUCUCAGCCGAGUACACCAUCGAUGACGACGGCUCCAUGACAGCCUCCUCCAAGGGACGGGUCACCCUCUUUGGCUUCUGGGUCGUCUGCGCUGACAUGGCUGCACAGUACUCUGUCCCGGACCCCAACACCCCCGCGAAGAUGUUCAUGAACUACCAGGGACUGGCCAGCUACCUGUCCAGUGGAGGCGACAACUACUGGGUGAUCGACACCGACUACGACCACUACGCCAUCACCUACGCCUGCCGCACGCUGAAGGACGACGGCAGCUGCGAGGACGGCUACUCCCUCGUCUUCUCCAGGAACCCGCGCGGCCUGCCGCCCGCCAUGCAGCGCGUGGUUCGCCAGAAGCAGGACGAAAUCUGCAUGACGGGACAGUUCCAGCCGGUCCUGCAGUCCGGAGCCUGCUAGAGAGAGAGGGGGGGAGAUAGAGAGAGGGAGAGAGGGGGGGAGAGAGA